Molecule: messenger RNA, 690 nt
Organism: Fomitiporia mediterranea MF3/22
Lineage: Eukaryota; Fungi; Basidiomycota; Agaricomycetes; Hymenochaetales; Hymenochaetaceae
Exons: 3
Coding region: 1-690 (229 amino acids)
Source: RefSeq, a predicted model, not a curated record
AUGUUUGAUCGCGUCUUUGUAUCUCCCCGGAGAGCUGACGCAUCUCUCCUACGGUGCCUAGUUCUCGGAUCUUCUUCCAUAGGUGAGAUGGAGCGCUUAAUCUCCCGUAAAUCUAGACACGAAUACGUACAAUGCUGUGCUCGUCAUUCGACAUUCGCAGCGAGAAAUCUCCCAUAUUUCCCCAACGCAAAGUUAGAAGCUUCUUCGACCGACGUUAAUGCGAUCAAUUCUUCCCUUCUAAAGACCAGCGUCGGGAAUAAUCAGGCCAAGGAGAGAGUUCUCUUCGCAUAUUCUUUAACCCUUGCAGAGAGGAAAGACUGGCGCUUUGUCUUCGCGCUCAUGCAGUCCAAUGCGAUUAGAGAAAUCGGGCAUACGACCGCUUUACAUUUCGUAAGCGCAUUGCAUCAGAAGAAACAUCGCGCCGUCAUGCGUGAUCUUCUUCAAAGUAGACAGCGGGAGCUUGGGGGGAUUCAUGCAUCGGCGUAUUUUCCGCGGAAACAGAGAGGUAAAGCGCCUAUGAACUCACCAACAUGGUGUAACUUCUGCUUUACCACACCCUUGGUCCAGCAUCUGAGCUCGAAGACUUGGCGGCAUCCACUCCACGGUGCAACUGGCGCAAGAGAGUACGGCCGACAGUCCAAGAAAUAUUUCACAGCAGGUGCCCUGAUUGUGCUGUGUCUAUUCCAGUAA